CAAAAUAAUACUAAUUCAAGUUUAGGGGUUAACACAUACCUUUCAAGUGUCAAUGUCUAUGAUGACUUGACUGUCAACAACAACACUGUCAUAGUCAUAUGUUGCCCUUAGUGAGUUAAAGUUUUAUGUAGAAUAUUGUUAUUGUAUUUAUUAAAAGUCAUAUUGAAUAUUAUGUAUAUAUGUUUAAGUAACAUUUUAAUUUUCUGUUUAAGUUACAAAAUUUAACAGUAAUAAACUUUAUCGUAAUUUUAUAAGAGUUUUACAAACCUACAAUAUUUAUUAAUUCCAACAAAAAAUCAGUUAGGUAGUGCAGUGUGUAUCUAUUUUGAUUCCUGCUUCAAAGAUGGGCCGUAAAAUACCAGCCAAGAAGCAUCGCGGUGUUAAAGAUCCUAUAGUUCAGCAGGCGAGACGCUUAGAGGGGUUGAAAGGCAAAAUAAAUGCUCCCCCAAAAGACCCUGAUGAGCAACCAGUACCCAAAUCACUUACAAGACUUUUUGCAUUUCAAGACAAAGUGCUGGGAAAAAAAAUUACAAAGAAAAAUAAGAUUAACAGUCGGAUACGAAAUAGUAAAGGCGGUGCAGGUCCCAACCCUGUGUCUCAGAUGCGCAAGCUGCCUGGGGAGUCUGGCCGAGAUUUCUCACUUCGCAUCAACAGUGCUGUGAAGGCUCUGCACAAUCCGGUGGAAGACCUACACUACCCUCGAGAUUUCGAAGCAGAAGAUGAAAAAGGGUUGCGAAUGAGUGAACACCGCGAGCGACGCGCGCGCAAACGGCGCAAGGCAGCACAGGCAUCGCGCGGGGAUUCGCCCGCUGCGGCCGAGCCACGCCUGUCCAGGACACAGAAACUUGCUCUGAAGAAAAAAGCUAAAAAGUCGAAAGCUAUUGAGGCAAGCAACGAGCGCCAGGAAGUGGUGUAUGAACGAGUAUCUUUUGGAGAAGUGACGCACGCGCCGCCCGCCCUGCACUUCAAGUCCGCUGCAGCUGGAGCCCCGCGGCCGGGCCGCCGCCAGUUGCUGCUGAGCUCGCUGCUGGGCCCCGGCGCCGGGCCCCGCGCCCCGCCCGCGGGGGCCCACGCCGCGGGGGCGCAAGCGGCAGAGCGCGCACGCCUGCAGGCCGUGGCCGCGUACCGAGCGCUUAAGGCGAAUAAGCACAAAGUUAAAUAAACUUCGUCAUCAACAAUUUACCGAGUUUUCAUUGACGACAUUGAUCAGUGUUUUAACCACGACUGCAAGUGCGGGGUCACGUAUUGUGAUUUUUUGUAGAAUCAUGUAUGAAGAAUGCAAAUAAAGAACUAUGCAAACGCAUGACAAAGAUUGAAAAAAUGUAAAAGCGAGUAAUAUUCUUGCCCUGAACAAGUGUUACUUAGCCCUUAAAACAAUUGUUUAUAAGCCCUGAAAAGAACUGUUUAUAAGCCCUGAAAAGAACUAUAUUUUAAUUAUAACUUUCGUGAGACAUUCUAUAUUAUUUAUUAUGUUUUCGGCUUACUCACGUAAUAAUUUGACGAGAUACUCGACUAGUUUCAAGCCAUGCUAGAGGCCCAUAUUCAUGAGCAGCAUUCCGAGACACGCGACUCGGCGACUGUCGCGCUGCUACUGUAAUAAUUGUUAGUAAGCCCUAAAAAUAACUAUUUAUGAGCCCUAAAAUGAGUUGUUUAUAAGCCCUGAAAAGAAGGUUAGCCUUUAAAGAAGUAGCUUAGGUAGGUUCCUGUUUCGGAUCCAGCGGGAGGAAACGCCCGAGUGUCGUCAUUGUGAGGACCACCUAGAGGACACGGUGGAGCAUACGGUGGCGGAGUGCUCUGCUUGGGCUGAGCGCCGCCGUGUUCUCAGGGCAGUAAUCAGCGGCGGCGACCUCUCGCGCCCGGCCUUAAUCGAGGCCAUGGUUCAUAGCGAGAGGAACUGGGAAUCUAUCUCCUCCUUCUGCGAAGCAGUUAUGCUUGCAAAGGAGGAGGCGGAGCGCGUGAGGGAACUAUCCUCCUCGCGCCCCAGCCGCCGCAGCAUUCCGGGCAUUCCGGGCGUCGGGGAUUGAGAGAUGAUUUCCGGCCACCGUAAGCGCGGGUCUGCGGACGGCGAGUAAGGGUAGCUCGCCGCCCGACCAGAACCGGACCCGAAAGUACGGCGCGUAGCGUUCCGCGCGCGCCUCUAAGAGCCAAUAGACCAUCACAGACGGGACCCAAUAGGGCUGAUGUUCAGCCGGGGCCUUUUAUUUUACUACUUUAUCGGUGUGAUUGAUAUAUAUAUAUAUUGGUGCCAAAUUUCAGCUUUCUGCUACUGCUAACGGUCACUGAGACUAUUCGCGUACUGACAGACAGACAUGGCGAAACUAUAAUUGACUGUGUGAGCACGAGAUACUAUUACUGAAGCUAGAACACUACGGCAUUCGGGCUGUAUCUCUGGUUUAAUUGAAGUCACACCUUCAAGAAAGGCAAAUUAAAGUAUAAGUAAACAAAUUAAACUCACAUUAUGCUAGCGUAUCUAUGGGUGUACCGCAGGGCUCAAUAAUAGGUCCUUUCCUAUUUUUAGUUUAUGUGAAUGACCUGCCUAAUUUGUUCCAUAAUGGACCGCAUAUGGUAUUGCUAGCUAAUAGAUGAUACAUCACUGGUUUUUAAAAUAAAUAGACAUACAAACAAAUAUGGCGAAGUUAAUGAUGCUUUUAUGAAUGUUGAAAAUUCGUUUACAAUAAACAACUCGACUGCACGGUUGGCGCGGUGGCUGGAUAACUGGCUGCCGCGCAACGUGUCGCGGGUUCGAUUCCCGCACGGAACAACUCUUUGUGUGAUCCACAGAUUGUUGUGCUUACGGUGGCCGGAGUUACGGCGGCUGAGGCGUGAGGAGAAGGAUUGCUCCCUCACGCGGGCCGCGUCUCUCUUUGCGAGCAUGAUUGCUUCACAAAAGGAUGAGACGGCGACCCAGUUCCUCUCACUCCGCAC
This is a messenger RNA of Spodoptera exigua (beet armyworm), 2925 nucleotides long. The record is from the annotation of a GenBank genome assembly. NCBI's taxonomy places the organism in Eukaryota, Metazoa, Arthropoda, Insecta, Lepidoptera, Noctuidae.